Messenger RNA from Caenorhabditis remanei, 657 nucleotides. RefSeq lists its product as uncharacterized. Lineage: Eukaryota; Metazoa; Nematoda; Chromadorea; Rhabditida; Rhabditidae. The transcript has 5 exons. Bases 1 to 657 code for a protein of 218 amino acids. The record is from RefSeq and is a predicted model, not a curated record.
AUGUUUACUCCUACUAUGAAAACCGUUAUGUUUGAUGAACAAUAUUGUCUUGGCUACAACUUUUUAAGAUCUCAGAAACCAUUUCGAGAAGACGGACUGGAACCGGUGACACUCACAACACACGGCACAUCUGGAAUUAUCGAGGAGAUUGAGAAAAAGUCUACAAGUUGGGAUGGUCCAAUUUCAUUUGCUUUAUUCAUUGACUAUCAUUCACAUCGUGCACUGGAGUAUAUUGCGGAUGUUCAUAGGUGUAACAAGAAAUUUCAGGAGAAAGUCAGCGUGCAGAUUGCUUUUCGAAUUUCUCCUUAUCAAAUGUUUUGUCAACCGAUUCAAUAUCCUAAAUCACUCAGAUCAUGUGAAGAUUUUAUUCGGAAUCAGAAGCAAUAUCAAAGAGAAAUAGAUGCACCAUUUCAACUAUAUCCUUUCAAUAUUAUGAGAAAUCUAGCAAGAAAAGGAGCACAAUCUGAUUUGCAUUUGCUCAUGGACGCAGAUAUGAUAACGAGUGAUGGCUUUGCCACUAAAGUAAAGAAGAUUUCAAAUGAGAUGAUAACUGGCAAAAAGAUGAAUGCAUUAGUAAUACGCCGUUUUGAAACAAAUAAAAAAUUAAUACCACGAGACAACAUCCAAUUGGAAGCAGCGUUUGAUAACAAAACGUAA